AUGCUACAGUUCACUCUGCCUUUGUUCCUUUCCCAGGAACCAAGGAGUUACGACUACCCGUACGGCGACGAGGACAAUAGCACCACUGGGGACUACCCACCCAUGAGCGAGAAUUUGCUGUGCUCCUUGCAGGAGGUCAGGGACUUCUCCAGUCUGUUCGUGCCCAUCGCUUACUCAUUGAUCUGUGUGUUCGGCCUCCUGGGCAACAUUCUGGUAGUGGUCACCUUCGCCUUCUAUAAGAAAGCCAAGUCCAUGACCGACGUGUACCUAUUGAACAUGGCCAUCGCGGACAUCCUGUUCGUCCUCACCCUCCCGUUCUGGGCCACCAGCCACGCCACCGGCCAGUGGCUGUUCAGCAGCGCCAUAUGCAAGCUGGUGAGAGGCAUCUACGCCAUCAACUUCCACUGCGGGAUGCUGCUGCUGGCCUGCGUCAGCCUGGACCGCUACAUCGCCAUCGUGCAGGCCACCAAGUCGUUCCGCCUGCGGUCGCAGACGCUGGUGCACCAUCGCGGCAUCUGCCUGGCCGUGUGGGCCCUGUCGGCGGUCAUCUCCAUCCCGACCUUCACCUUCCACCAGAAGUACAGCCUGCAGGGCGGCGACGUCUGCGAGCCCCGCUACACCGGCUUCCCCGAGCCGCUGCGCCUGAAGCUGCUGAUGCUGGGGCUGCAGCUCUUCUUCGGCUUCUUCGUCCCGCUGGUGUUCAUGGUGUUCUGCUACCUGUUCAUCGUCAAGACCCUGAUGCACGCUCAGAACUCGAAGCGGCACCGGGCCAUCCGCGUGGUUGUCGCGGUCAUGCUGGUCUUCUUGGCCUGCCAGGUCCCCCACAACCUGGUGCUGCUGGUGACGGCGGCCAACCUGGGGAAGAUGAACCGGUCCUGCCACGGGGAGAAGCUGAUGGGCUACACCAGCAACUGCACCGAGGUCCUGGCCUUCCUGCACUGCUGCCUCAACCCCGUGCUGUACGCCUUCAUCGGCCAGAAGUUCCGGGGCUACUUCCUGAAGAUCAUGAAGGACCUGCUGUGUGUGCGCAGGCGGCAGAAGUCUCCGGGCUUCUCCUGCUCCAGGCUCUACUCAGAAACCUUCAUCUCCCGGCAGAACAGCGAGGCCGUGGACAACGACAACGCCUCGUCCUUCACCAUGUGA
This is a messenger RNA of Pteronotus mesoamericanus, 1143 nucleotides long. It is a transcript of the gene CCR6, whose product is annotated as C-C motif chemokine receptor 6. The transcript has a single exon. The coding region runs from base 1 to 1143 and encodes 380 amino acids. Gene Ontology annotation, molecular function: C-C chemokine receptor activity; C-C chemokine binding. Lineage: Eukaryota; Metazoa; Chordata; Mammalia; Chiroptera; Mormoopidae. The record is from RefSeq and is a predicted model, not a curated record. Gene Ontology annotation, biological process: thymocyte migration; positive regulation of dendritic cell chemotaxis; positive regulation of cytosolic calcium ion concentration. Gene Ontology annotation, cellular component: external side of plasma membrane; membrane.